GGAACUUUGACCCAACUUUAAAAAGAAAAAAUUUGGGAUCAAUAAUUUCCAAAAGUCUAGGACCUUUGUUCGUUCGACUUCUUUCCUUUUUGAAAAACUAACAGAGAUGCAACUCUUUGACAUCAAUGCCAAAAAGCAAUUUGGUAAAAGUCUCAGAAAUGACUUCAUCAUGGCUGAUGAUUACACUCCCAUGAAUCACGGGUCAUACGGUACCUAUCCUAUUCAAGUUCAAAAGGCUCUUCGUGACUAUCAAGACCUUGCCGAACGCUCUAUAGAUACAUGGAUAAAGCGAGACAUGUACCCUGAGAUCUAUCGAGCCAAAGAAAAGCUUGGUCAGCUUAUCAGUUGUGACGCAGACGAACUGGCUUUCGUCGUUAACACUAGCACCGGUAUCAAUGCCGUUGCUAGAAGUCUCCGUUUUGAAGAAGGUGACAAAGUUAUAUUGUUAUCUACUAUUUAUGACGCCAUGGGCCGUACUCUACAGUACUUGAAGGAUACAAGAAAUGUCGAGUUGAUAAAGUUAGAUCCUGUAUACCCUAUAAGCGACGAUGAUUUAGUGGCUAUGAUCGAAGAUGCUAUCCUCAAAGAAGAGGCUAAAACUGGAGUCACUGGUGGAAAGAUCAAGUUUGCGCUCAUCGACGCCAUCACGUCCGUGCCUGGAGCGAUAGUGCCAUACGAGCGUAUCAUCAAGCUGCUGCGAGACCACAACAUCCUGUCGUUGAUAGAUGGUGCCCAUGCCAUUGGUCAAAUCGCAUUGAACUUACGGGAGGCUGACCCCGAUUUUUUUGUUACGAAUUGCCACAAAUGGUUGUUCACUGUCCGAGGUUCGGCAAUUUUGUAUGUGCCUAAGCGAAAUCAACACCUAGUGCAUCCAGCAACUAUUAGUGCUGCCUACAAAGAUCACUCUGAUGUGAACGACACAUCAAAUACUUUCCAAGCAGAGUUUAGCUGGCAUGGUACACAAGACUUUUCGCCCUAUUUGACUGUUUUUGCUGCCCUUGAGUACCGUGAAUCACUAGGCGGAGAGGAAAAGAUUCGUGAAUAUUGCUGGGGAUUGGCCCGACGUGGCGGAGCUCUGGUAGCCAAGAUACUGGGCACUGAUGUCCUUGAGAACGAAGAGAAGUCACUGACAGCACAGAUGGUCAAUGUGAGACUCCCUAUUGUUGCUCACGAUGGCGAUGGCUAUUAUCUGGAUCGCUUCAUUGAUGAGGGUGUCUACAAACACAAAUGCUUCGUCCCCCCUUUCAAACAUCAUGGCGUUUGGUACACUCGUUUAUCGGCCCAGGUGUACCUUGAUGAGAGCGAUUUCGAAAAGACCGGAUAUGCUCUUAAAGAGAUUUGCGCACAGCUCGAAAAGGAGAGACUUGAGGGCAAGAAAUAAAGAGCUGUUAUGAGCUGACAUACCUAUAGUUUUUUUAUUCAUUUUUAAUAUAAGAUUAUGACAUUUCAAAAGAGGGAGAUAUGGUAAUAAGGUACAUUAUAAUUUAAUGUUCAAUAAAGUUUACGAUGCACAAUGGCGUGCAUAGGAAUGAAGCGGUGAGGGUGGCUAAUAGUCGACCUACCAGUAGUCUAUCAGCAAAGGGAGGAAAAAUGGUGUUGUAAGCAUGUUCCGCUUGUCCCGCAGUAAGUCUUCAAGCAUAGAAUGAUGACUUCAGAUCGCUCGAAGAUCACAAGAAGGAUACAGGUAGGUAUGAUUUUCUUUAGAUAAUAAACA
Messenger RNA from Umbelopsis ramanniana AG, 1714 nucleotides. RefSeq lists its product as uncharacterized. The record is from RefSeq and is a predicted model, not a curated record. The coding region runs from base 107 to 1381 and encodes 424 amino acids. The transcript is spliced from 4 exons. NCBI's taxonomy places the organism in Eukaryota, Fungi, Mucoromycota, Umbelopsidomycetes, Umbelopsidales, Umbelopsidaceae.